AUGCUUACAAUUAUGUUUUUCAACAAAUUAUUUAAAAGCUUUAAAAAAAACAGUUCAUUAAUCCUUUUCUCUAUAACGAUAUUAUAUUUUUUUUACACAUAUGUAUCAUUGUUUUUGUUUAUAUUUAACAAUGCACUGUUUUAUCUAUUUGUGAAUAUAUACCUGUUUUACCUAUGCUUCCACUUUAUUAUAAGAGCGUUGACGUACCCUGGAAGUUUGCUUCUUUAUUUACACAAGACAAAUUAUGAUAACAAGAUAGAGCUAUCCAAAUUUUAUAUGAAAGAAUGUGUAAAAUUAUCAUUUAUAAUAAAUUGUAUUCGAGGAAAUAUUAAGAAGAUAUCUAGAGAAAAAGAUGACCCAAAUGGAAACUAUAAAAUAAAAUUCCAACAAUUGUUUUCAGACAAUAAUUAUAAGGAUAACUAUUUUAACUUUUUUAGUGGUUUGUAUAUAUUUUAUACUCUAUAUGUUAGUUACUAUUUGUAUAUAAAUUUAGAAGAAAAUGGAGAUUUCAGUGAGGAGCAAUUAUAUUUUUAUUAUUAUUUAAAAUUAUUUAUGACAAAAAUAAACAAAAUAAAUAUAUAUAUCAAUAAAGAUGAUAUAAUAUAUCAAGAAAUGGUAACUAAAAUAAAAAUACAUGAAGACCAAAACCAAUUAGCAAAUGAAUUUAUAAAAAAAAAAACUAUGCAAAGAAAAAAAAGUAGAAGUAGAGUAAAAAAUAAAGGAGAGACAAAUUAUUUUUGGGGAUUCGAAUGGAUUUAUAAUUUUCGAAACGGUGGUAAUAAUAAUAAUUUAUCUAAUCCAAAUGAAUCGGAAGAAACGGAAAUUUUAUUACCCGAAUGUGAUAAAACGGUGAAGAUUAAUGAUUAUAAGAAGAAAAAAGAAGCAUACAAUAGUAAUGAAAAUAAUAAUAUUCCUUCGAAUUAUAUUGAUGUGAAUAUUUUGAGUUUAUAUCAUCAUGAAAAUUAUGAAAAAUCCAUAAGUCAUGCUAACUAUAUGAAUUUUUUUAUGGCAAUAAACUUGAAAGAGUUAUCAAUAUUAUUUGAAGAUUUAGCUUUUGUUUUGAAUAAAUUAUAUGAUAUUUUUAAAUCUAAUACAUUAAGAGAAAGGAUUGAACUAACAAAAAUUCCAAACUUGUUUAAUAAUUUUUCUAAAAAUUAUAUAGCAGGAACAUUAGAUCUAUUUAAAUAUGAAUUAAUAUAUAAAUAUUAUGGAAAACAACAAUAUUUAUAUGUGAAUAAUGUAAAAAUUGAUUCUAUGUUUAUACCUUGUAAGAAAUUUUUAAAUGAUAAUAUGCAAAAAUAUAUUGAUAUCCAAAAAUCUGGUAAAAAAUUUGAUACAAAUAAAGACAACUCAGAUACAAGCUCCAUAUUUUCUAACGCAUUUAAUAAUGAAUUUUAUAAUUAUAUUUAUAGUAAUGAUUAUUUAUAUAAUAUACCAAUAGUAUUAUAUUUUAACCCGAAUGGGGCAUAUUAUGAAUUAAAUGCUUGUUAUUCAGGAGUACUAAAAUUUUAUUUAGAAAAUAAUAUUAAUGUUUUUGUAUAUAAUUAUAGAGGUUAUAGCAAAUCACAAGGAUAUCCAAAUUUAAAUAGAAAUAAUUUAGACGCAUUAAAAAUCACUGAAUUUUUGUUAUCUAAAAAUGUAAAAUAUUUAGGAUUACAUGGAACAUCAAUAGGUGGCCCAUUAUGUUCUUAUGUGUCUUAUCAUUUAUGUAAUAUUAAUAAAAAAAAUAUAAACACCGAAUUAAUGGAUAAAUUACAUAAAAAUGAAAUUUAUAUAAAGAUAGCUUAUAAACAAAUGAAUAGAACAAUAAAAUUAAUGAGUAGUAAAAAAAACAAAAUACUAAUAAAUAUUUUUCUAACACCUUUUAAAUGUAUUAUAUUAUUAUUGCAAUUUAUUAUGUUUUGUAAAUUAAAAGUAUCAAAUGCUUAUAUGAAAAGAAAAAUAAAUAUAAGUAAUAGAAAAAGACAGUUAUUAUUAAAUAAUUAUGAACAGUCAGAAAAUUCCAAGAUAUCAUUUGUGUGUGUUGAUAAAUCAUUUUAUAAUUUUGAAGAAGUAGCAAAAUAUAUGGUAGGGGAAUAUGCAUACAACAUAUUACAAUUUACAACACAUAAAUUAGACAUAACAAAGUAUUACAUAAAUUCAAAUAUACCCAGAAUUAUAAUAUAUGAUAAUAAUGAUGAAAUAAUUCAUUAUAUGUCUAAUGUUAUUACUGGAAUAUCAAAAGAAGUUUCAAAAUUAUAUAAGAAUAGUAAUUAUUAUAUAAAUUCACGUAAAGAAAUAUACAACAAUGAAAAAGAUGAAAUGGAAUUUUACAAAAAACAUAUAGAAAUGGAUGAAGAACUAAAAGAGGAAAAUGUAGGUGAUAAAAGUUAUGAACUUAAUAACAAUAUUAAUGAUUUAACAAAAGACAAUUUACUUCCGUUAAAUGCUGAUUAUGAUAAUAAUAAUUUUGAUAAUGAAAAUAAUAAUUCUUUCAACUUGAGCUCAGAUGAAAAUAUUGAUUAUUUAUCUAGUAAAAAAAACGGUAAAAAAGGAAACGAGAAAAAUAAUAAAAAUAUAUUGAAUAUUUUUAACAUAAGUAAAGAUAAACCUACUUUUAUCGAAACCCUAAUUAUAGACGAACAUGUAGAUAUAUCAUGGUGUGAUAAUAAAUUAAAAAAAAUAGAUUUGAAAUUAUUUUUAGAAAGUUGGAAAGUAUUAUGUGAUUGUAUUUUAUUUUUGAAUAAAUCGUCUACAACAAAUAAUUCAUUUAUUUCGAUUGGUUUAGAAACAUUUAAAUCUAUCAUGUCUACAUAUAACUCAAAAGAGAAUAAAUUCGAAGAGGCAACACGUAAUGCUGCAUAUUGCAUUUAUAAUAAUAAUAUGAGUUUUAUGGAUAAUUUUAAAAGAGUAAAUUGUAACUAUACCGAUAUAAUAAUGAUGGAGUGUAUAAACAAUAAUAAUAAUUUUAAAAAAGCAAAUAUUUAUGAACUGUUAAAAGAAAAUGAAGAUUAUAAAAUCGAAAUGGAAAACCUUAAUAAAAUAUUAAAGGAUUUAUAUAUGUCUAAAAGAAAAGAAAUUGAAAAAAUGCAUUUUACUUAUAGUGGCUUUUUUCUAAAGGAAGAUUGUUUAUAUGAUUAUAUAAAUACUGAAAAUCGAAAUAAUGAAGAACAGAAUGCAUUUAAUAUAAAGGAAGGUGAUGUAAUAAAAUUUUUAAAUGAAUUUAGUGAUUCAAUAAUUGAAAUAGUAAAUGCAAUGAAUUAUAAUUUAAAUGCAUGUGGACAAUUAUUUAAUGAGUUAAAUAAAAUUUCAGAGAAUGAAAAAGUAUAUUUUUUAAAAACAUUUAUAUAUAAGAUGAAAGUUUUUGGUUCCUAUCCAUCCCAGUGUUUUGUUUCAACAAAUAAUACAAACUUUUGUAAUUCAUUUUAUCAAAUUCCUUUUAUUUUAUCUCAAUAUUCUGAUGCAUACGCAGAUUCUGAUACCACAUCUGAAGACCUAAAAGAUAUAGACAUAUAUAAUUCUGAUAUUGAUGAAACUUUUUUAAAUAAUAUUUCAGAAGAAGAAAGUAAUAAAAAGAAAAAAAACCGUAAAAUAAAAAUAAAAAAAAGUGACUAUAUAUCAAUGUACGAUCUCAACGCAUUAAAUAAUACUCAAUAUAUUACACUAAAAAAAUCGUUGUUAUUACAUGAUUUAAUUAUUUGUUUGAAUUAUUACAAAAAAUAUAAUAAAAGAAAUUCAUUCAACAUAUUCUACAAAUUAGAUGACCAUACAUAUUUAUUAGACAUAAAAGAGUUAUUGUCAUUUAUAAAAAAAAAUAGAAUCGGUUUUAAUAUCAAUAAUAGUUCUUUUAGCAGUAGUAAGGCAUUUCUUGACAUAUUUUCCAGCGAUAUUGGGAAAGAUCAAAAUGAUUCAGAUUUUUCAUAUGAAUUAGAAAAAUAUGUAAGUUGGAUGCGAUUGAACAGCAGAAUGAAUUUAUGUAAAAUAUUUAUUUUGGUGAAAGAAGAAUUAAAUAAAAUGUUAAAUUAUUCCAAAAUUUUAAUGUCAGAAUAUAAUAAUAUUAAUCAGAAUACAAAUAUUCAUUUUAUUAUUUUUUUUAUUUAUCGUAUAAUAAUUUUUAAAAAAAUAUUAACACACACAUAUAUAGUGUAUACAUUUCUACAACGCUUAAAUAUCUCAUUAGAUAUUGUAUUUAAUGAAAGUGGAAGAAAUAAAGAUAUUGAUAUAAAAUCUUUAGAGCCUAUUUCGAGUUUUAAUAUUUUUUACAAAGAUGCCUAUAAAAUAUAUUCGCCAAAAACUUUAGGAUUCCCGCUGAUGGUAAAUUGUGGACACAAUGGAAGUUUAGAUAAGGAGGAUCUUAAUUUUUUUGGAACUUGUAUGAAUUUUUUAUUAAAAAAAUAUGUUUAA
Plasmodium vinckei vinckei is the source of this 4383-nucleotide messenger RNA. RefSeq names its product conserved Plasmodium protein, unknown function. Gene Ontology annotation, cellular component: membrane. Gene Ontology annotation, molecular function: palmitoyl-(protein) hydrolase activity. NCBI's taxonomy places the organism in Eukaryota, Apicomplexa, Aconoidasida, Haemosporida, Plasmodiidae. The coding region runs from base 1 to 4383 and encodes 1460 amino acids. The transcript is spliced from 3 exons. The record is from RefSeq and is a predicted model, not a curated record.